AUGGAAAUAGGAACUGACAGUAGAGUAGAGAAUAGUCUCACUGAGGAUUUCAGCAUCCAAAUCAACACAAUGAGGAACUUUCUUCUGAUCUUUCUCUCACUGAUGAUUACAGGCUGGGAGGCCUCAUCUGAAGUGAAGGGAUGCACAGAUGGAUGGGUGGAAUUCACCUGCAAAUAUCAAAAAAAUAAAAUAUAUCCAAAAGUUGACGUAGAUAAGGGCAGGAAAACAAUUAUACAAAGUACUCAAAAGAAUGUGUGGCAGACCGAGGACAGAUUUUCUGUUUAUUAUGAUGCAACAAAUAGAAAGCUCAGAGCGGUCAUCAAACCACUUCAACAUGGGGACUCUGGGGAGUACAAGUGUAAAUUUAAAUCUGGACGAAACGGGAUGAGUGAUAAAGUGGACUUGGAAGUUGAUAAGGGCUGUCAGACACCAUUUAUUCAAACUGCAUACAGAACAGUUAAAACCACCAUCUCAUGUAACAAAAGAAACUCCAGAGUCAUGUUUUUCUGCAAAGAGAAGGAUUCAAUCUGUGAGGAUAUUUUAUCAACAAAAUCUUCUCUGAAGUCAAACGGGUCCUUCACUCUCACAGAGACCAGCAGCAGCUUCAACAUGUCCAUCAGUAAUGUGUCCUCACAGCAUGCUGGGGUCUACUGGUGUGGAGUGGAAACAGAUAAAGGUUACCAAGCUGCACUCAGAAAAAUACAACUGAUGGUUGAAGAUACGUUUAAGAUAUUCACUAAGUCUCCAACUGUUGGAGAGAAUCUUCCAUACUGGUGUAAAUAUCCAAAGAGUAGUGAUGAAAAAACUAAAUUCAUCUGUAAAGGAGAAGAUCCAUCUAUAUGUAAACAGAUAGUAAGCACUACACAGAGUAACAACAAUGCUGGAAAGUUUUCUAUGAUGGAUGACAAAGAGAAGAGAAAUCUCACCAUAACAGUGAGAAACGUAACAACAGAAGACUCUGGGACAUACUGGUGUGGAGCAGAAAGCAAUGACCCAAAACAGAGCAACCCAUUCUUCCACAAACUUGUGAUGACUGUCGUACCAGCAAAAAAAACACCAACACCACCCACAUUUCCUGUUUCUUCAACUCAGUCAACUCCAACAACUACUGCCUCUGCUGGGAGACAUGGCGGCCCUGAGGGGAUCAUCACUGUGACUGUCUGUGUAUCUGUGGUGGUGGUGCUGCUGCUGCUGUUUGUGCUCAUUUUGAUUCUUAUCUACAAACGACGUUCAAAAAACAAAAGAAAUGCAGCAGCAGCAGCCCAGCACAUCAAAGAGGAAUAUAUCUACGAGGAGAUACAGGAGCACCCCCAUCACCCAGACUCAGGAAAUGCACCCAACACGAUUUAUGCCACUGCCAACUCUCCCACAAACCCCUCUGCCUCGCUGCAUUACUCGACCGUCAACUUUACAAACUGCUCAGACAAAGCUGGUGCUGAGACACUGCUCACCAAACCCAGCUCCUCUGCCUGUGAAUAUUCGACUGUGAAAAACAGCCAAAGUCAAACCUCCUCUACUGUCAACCAGCCUUCUUCAGAGGAUCCUCUCUACUCAACAGUCAACAAGUCACGGGAGCAAUGAGGAAGGAUCAGUCUGGUGUUUUUACCAUGGAAGAUUUCAAUGGACAAAUGGGAGAAAUUCUGAUCCAACAGUAUCUGUGUUUAUUCAGCUUAAAAACAAUUGAUAAGCAGGCUAAAUAAAGAAUGGCUUCAUAAAGGCGGAUAGAUGUAUAAUACGUUGUUUUAAAAAGCUACCUUUGCAUGUUUUAUAUUCCAAAUAAAAUCAGUCUCGGCAAUAGACUUAAGUGUG
Messenger RNA from Perca fluviatilis (European perch), 1809 nucleotides. Its product is annotated as polymeric immunoglobulin receptor-like. The record is from RefSeq and is a predicted model, not a curated record. The transcript has 8 exons. Lineage: Eukaryota; Metazoa; Chordata; Actinopteri; Perciformes; Percidae. Gene Ontology annotation, molecular function: transmembrane signaling receptor activity. Bases 1 to 1581 code for a protein of 526 amino acids. Gene Ontology annotation, cellular component: plasma membrane.